This is a messenger RNA of Paramecium tetraurelia, 1389 nucleotides long. RefSeq lists its product as uncharacterized. The transcript is spliced from 4 exons. Gene Ontology annotation, molecular function: calcium ion binding. The record is from RefSeq and is a predicted model, not a curated record. NCBI's taxonomy places the organism in Eukaryota, Ciliophora, Oligohymenophorea, Peniculida, Parameciidae.
AUGAUAAAUUUAUCUGACAGAGAGAAGGAGUUGAUUGAGGAAAUAUGUGCAAAAAAUGUGAAGCAAAAUAAGAAGAGUAAUCCACAACAGGGGAGUCAAAAAUUAGUCAGUCAAUCAAGUACCAAGAUUUUAGUGUCUAGAUUGGAACGUAAAUUGAAUGAAACAUUAAAAGAAGUCGAUGAAUAAAAUAGUGGUCAAAUUAAUUUCUAACAACUAGGACGAUUAUUUACAUUGUUAGAUAUAUUCCAAGCUAUCUCUUACAAUCAAGAUUAUCAGUUAGAGGCACAAGGUCUCAACAAUCCUAUGCAAAAACAAUAAGAAGUAGAUUUGCACGAGAAAGCAUUUGCAAUUAUUUCUAACGAUGGAGAGUAAGCUGACAUACAAGCAGCCUUUUGUCUAUUUAGAAUCAUCUUGGAUCCCAAUUAAUUGGAACCAUCUAAAUGCGCUAUUUUAAUCAAAGAGUAUUUAGAGAAGAUUUCUGACAAAGAAUUUGAUUAUGAAGCAAUCUUCAGAUUUUGCUCUGAAUUCUAAGCAUAUCAAAAGACUCGUUUAUCAGGAGCUAAAAUAGGCUACUUGAAAGCAUCUUUAGCCUCAAAUCUCAUUGAAACCUAUGAAAAGACUUUGACUUUCAAACCAGCUAUCAAUCCUAUUAGUGAAGCUUUGCAAUAAUAAUCAGGCAAGAAGGAAAACCAAGAAUCAUUAUCCCAAUUUUCAUCAGGACUUGCUGAAAGUCGAGUCAAUGAACUAUAUAAAAAGAAGGAAUUAUCCAAUCAGAAGAUCGAAUUUCUAAAAUAGGAAAAGCUUAUGAAGGAUAUGCAAGAGUGCACAUUUAAACCAUAAAUUAUUUCAAAGAAAGAGUUACCUAAUGUGAUCGAAAGGUUGUAUUAAGUGAAGAAUAGAUAGGAAAUAGAAGAGAGAGCUAAAUUGGCUGAACAAGAGAAGGAGGACUCAGAAUAUAGUAAAUGUUCUUUCCAUCCUCAAAUUAAUUACUCUAUGCCUGAAUCACAAUAGAAUGGAGUAGGUGGCUAUUGGGAAGCUAUAGAGAGAAUUAGAAGGGCUACUGACAGAAGACAUUUGAAAGAUCUGAAAUUGAGUCAUAAACCCAGUGGAGAGAAUUACGAGAAAGUAAAGAACCAACCAUUUUCACCUCCAGAAAUGCUUUAGAGAAGUUAAUUCAAGAAAGAAUUGCCUAUCCUUUAUAUUGAUAUUAAAUUGGGUCCUAGAAAGGUGGGUAGGUUAGCAUUGAGAAAGAACGAUGACGUUGAAGAAGUAGUUUAAUCAUUCUGUAAGGUUUGGGGAGUUGGGCCAUAAGAUUAUGAAUUAUUAGUCAAUCAAGUUAAAGAAAACCUUCAGAAUGUCAUUCAAGAAACAGAUGAGUCAUAAAUUUGA